AUGGCGAUCGUGAGGACCGGAGCCGGCGUCCGGCUCCCCAGGCUUGACGGCGGCGAGGAGGCCUCGCCGGAUGCCACGGAGGACGAUGAGGAGGAGGAGUCGCGGGCCACGCCGUCGCAGGAGUCCGAGGCCGACGGCUUCUCCGCUGGCGACGAGGACGAGGACGACGACGACGACGACGACGACGAGGACAACGGUGGUGGCGGCGGAGGGGAGGAGCCAGAGGAGGUGGAGGAGGAUGAGGAAGAGGAGGAUGAGCCCGAGGAAGAGGAAGAGGACGAGGGGGACUCAGGGAUGGGCUCCGACGAGCUGGACGUCGCGGAGCUCGGCGAGCCUGGCGCGGAGAUGUGCCAGGUCGGGGACCAGAGCGUGGCCGUGCCGCUGGAGCUCUAUGACCUCACCGGCCUCGGCGAUGUGCUCUCGCUCGACGCCUGGAACACCCUGCUCAGCGAGGACGAGCGGCUGCGCCUCGCCGCCUUGCUGCCCGACAUGGACCAGGAGACCUUUGCACGCACGCUCGUCGAGCUCCUCGCGGGGCAGAACUUCCACUUCGGGAGCCCCGUCGCCACCCUCUUCGAGCACCUCAAGGGUGGGCUCUGCGACCCGAGGGUCAAUCUGUACCGCCGCGGCACCCGCUUCGUGGAGCUGCGCAAGCAUUACUACUGGCUGCAGAGCUACCACAACUCCAUGGUACGGGGGCUCCGGGAGAUCAAGGAUUGCUGGAAGGGCCGCGCGGGAUACAGCCUUGAUGAGAGGCUGAGGAUGUUGGACACGUUGAAGGCACAGAAGCAGCAGCAGCAGAGAAAAGCUCUAGAUUCGGCGAGGCGGGCUGGAUCGGAGACUGAUUCCGAGAGCAGGGGGUCUGGGGAACAGGUCUUAGCUCGGCUCAAGCAUGAUAAGAGUGGACAGAAGAAGGCAGGGAAGUUAGUGAAAGAGAAGUCGAAGGGGCUGCUGCGAGUGGGCACACCGAAAGGAGUGGAUGAGGAGUACAUGGGGGAUUCUGGCCACGAUGCUGUGGUGGCACUCUCUGAGCUUUCUCGUCAAGAUAAUAAUGUGUACAGGUAUGAUUCAGGCGCGCAUAGAGGGAAGCAUCACAGGAGCAUAGACGGCCUUUACUCGGAGGACCUAGGAUAUGAAAGGGAUUCGUCAAGAUCUCGGUUUCCAAGGCUGCUGCCCAAGCCAGUGAAGAAGAAGGAACUGGCUACGAGCUAUGAUGGCAAUCUGUAUGGAAAUAACUACAGUGAUAACCAUACUGCCUCUCCUUACUACUAUGGCAGGAAUCCCAGUGCUAAUCAGGGAGUCACCUUAGCAGCAGCAUAUGAUCCUCCAUAUUUUGACACCAGAAGGAAUGCAAGGUACUCAGAGAGAGACUGGGUACAAGGUGGAAAAGGUGUGCAUGCUAAUAAAGCUCAAAUGGGUGGUGAGAUGAACUGGCCAUCUGGUACCCACUCUGGUAACUUAGAUGACUGGCAGAUGGGGCAGUCUGCAGGUGAUUACAGGAGCAGGAAAGAUCAAGCUGGUUAUGGCCUGAAGGUUAAGUCCUAUAAAAGUAUUGAGCAACAGGUUAAUGAUGCCCGUGUUGGUUCUGACCCUAGAAGCAAGAUAUCACAAGCGAAGAUGGCAGGUAAAUCCAGUACACAACUAGAUAGGACUGGCCAGAAGCACUCCAGGAGCAAUGCUGUAUAUACUCAAAGUGAGGAGACAGAAUCCGAUUCAUCGGAAAAGUUUGAAGACGGCGGGGAAGUGCAUUAUCUCGAACGGAAGACAGAGCGUCACCAUUCUGGGUAUCAUAGACCAGCACAUGGUGCCAAAAAGUCAAACAAGCUUGCUAAAGUGGUCAAAAUGAACUAUCCUACUGCUGAUGCAGAUUUAGAACCCUCCCAGAGCAAAGGAUUCAAAGGGAAGAUUUCAGAGACUGGUUAUUUACGUGAUGUGGAUGUGAUGAUGACAGAACAGAUUAGUGAUGUCAUGAAACCUCCAGCAGCAAGUGGUGAAAGGAAACGGAAAGGGGUGACAAAUCUGGACAUGCAUGUUUAUGAUAACUCCGAUCUGCAUGAAGUCGAUGAAAAUGCCAAUGACUCGUCCAGGUUGGCGGAGAAUGAAAGGCUUGCCAGUAGAUCAGGCCAUGCAGUCCAAGAUUCUAAUGGUGAUUAUGGUGGUACUGAAAGAGUCAGCUCCAGCUCCAAAAAAGCAAAAGGAAGAGUCGAAGUUCCUAGCCUGGAUGAGCAUGGUGAGCAUUUGUCAUCUGGCCCAAAGGUUGUUGAGAACAUUGGUGGAUCCAAGAAGAAAAGCAAAAAGAAGCCAGAGAGCAGCACCACGGAUGCAGUUGUUAUAGCAGAACCAGCUGCUACUGUACCCGAAAAUAUUGUGGUAACUGCAGAGCCUGAGAAGCCUGAGAAGGUUGAGAAGCCCAAGAAGAAGUAUGUACCGAUAACACCAACGAUCCAUACUGGUUUUUCGUUUUCUGUUGUACAUCUGUUAACUGCCGUAAAGAAGGCUAUGGUCACUCCUGCUGAGGGUACUCCAGCCACAGCGAAGCAACCAGAUGGAGAGGAGGGCGAAAAAUGGUUCAACAGUGAAGAAUGCAGCAAAACGCCUCAUCAAGAACAAAGUACAACAGAUCAAGCUGAACAGGUCCUUGAGGGUGCAAAUGCCAGUGCUGCAGAACAUGAGGGUGCAAAUGCCACUGCUGCAGAACAAACUGUACCAAUCAAUGCACCGGCGCUUACUGUUCAAGAGAUUGUCAAUCGAAUUAGAGCAAAUCCUGGAGAUCCUAGGAUACUUGAAACACAGGAGCCCCUCCAGGAUUUAGUUCGAGGAGUAUUGAAAGUACUUUCAUCUAGAACAGCUCCUCUCGGUGCAAAGGGCUGGAAAGCAUUAGUUGCCUAUGAGAAGUCAAACAAAAGUUGGUUCUGGGUUGGUCCAGUACCUUCUGUUUCAUCAUAUGAUGACCCCGAUGAAGAAACUUCUGCUGAAGCAUGGAGUAUACCGCACAAGAUGCUUGUUAAGUUGGUUGAUGCAUUUUCUAAUUGGCUAAAAAGUGGUCAGGAAACCCUUAAGCAGAUAGGUUCCCUUCCACCACCUCCACCACCAAAUCCUGCAAACUUGGAUUUGAAGGAAAGGUUCAAGGAGCUUAAAGCGCAGAAAAGUCUGAACACAAUAAGUCCAAGCUCAGAUGAAGCAAGGACAUAUUUCCAGCGUGAGGAAUUUUUGAGGUACUCAAUACCUGAUAGAGCUUUUUGCUAUACUGCUGCUGAUGGGGAGAAGUCUAUAGUUGCUCCCUUGAGAAGAGGAGGUGGAAAGCCAACAGCGAAAGCGAGGGGUCACCCCAUGCUCUUACCUGAUCGACCGCCACAUGUCACUAUCCUGUGUCUUGUAAGGGAUGCUGCGUCUAGGUUGCCUGCAAGAACUGGAACUAGAGCCGAUGUCUGCACACUACUCAGGGAUUCACAAUACCUAAACCAUGAAGAAGCCAAUAAAGAGGCUGCAAUUAAUCAAGUCGUCAGUGGAGCUCUCGAUCGUUUGCAUUAUGAACGCGACCCUUGUGUGCUAUAUGAUAAUGACAAAAAAUUGUGGACCUAUCUGCACAGGGGCAGGGAGGAGGAAGAUUUUGAGGAUGAUGGCACAUCAUCUACAAAGAAAUGGAAGAGACCAAGGAGGGAUAUCUCUGAUCUUGCAGAGCCAGGUGCAGCAAACGAUGAUAUUGAUGACGAUGGCACUGGCACCCCUUCAGCAAGCAAUGCAAAAAAACAAAAGACAGACCAUGGGGAUACAUUGUCAGGAGAAGCUAACGACGAGGGAAAUCAUCCAACUCAGAAUCCGUCUUCUGGUGGCCUGGAAGGUGAUCCUGAUCUUAAUGCUGUUCCAUCAUCAAAAAAUUAUGAAGAAUCAGGUGGAGUUGUUUACAAUGAUGCAACACCAGAUGAUGGUGGCUCGAAUUCAAUAGAUGCAAAACCAGGCAGCAGGGCUGAUGGCAAUACAGCAAGUUGGCAGUCACUCCCAGAACAGAAUAAAACCAAUACGGCGCUUCCUGAGAACACCAGCAUGGAUGCCACCCCACCAUGA
This is a messenger RNA of Miscanthus lutarioriparius, 4065 nucleotides long. The record is from the annotation of a GenBank genome assembly. Lineage: Eukaryota; Viridiplantae; Streptophyta; Magnoliopsida; Poales; Poaceae.